Molecule: messenger RNA, 4480 nt
Organism: Saccostrea echinata
Lineage: Eukaryota; Metazoa; Mollusca; Bivalvia; Ostreida; Ostreidae
Product: RNA-binding protein spenito-like
Exons: 2
Coding region: 103-2262 (719 amino acids)
Biological process (GO): regulation of alternative mRNA splicing, via spliceosome
Cellular component (GO): nucleus
Molecular function (GO): mRNA binding
Source: RefSeq, a predicted model, not a curated record
GUCAGCAAUAACAGGUGCGUUGCAUUGUUUUAAUGGCGUCGGUUCCACGAUCGUGGUCUAUUUGUACUUUCAUAUUUUGGUAGUUAUAUGAACUAAAUUAAUAUGAAACGUUCCCAAGAACGAGAUUUGUCACCAAGAGCCCUGAAGAGGUCACGAUAUCCAGGUCCUGAGUACGAAAUCAUGAGAGAAAAAUCUCCAAUGACUGAAUACGACCGAAGGGAUCUUCGAUGCAGUCCACCUAGAAGCCGUGACAUGAAACUUAAGUACUAUCACGAUGAAGUAAGAACAAGAUACCGUGAAGAUGAUUAUCCAAUAAGUAGGACAGAGGUGAAAACUCCUGAAUAUAGAUCUCUUUGCUUAAGUAAUAUUUCAAGUAAAAUUCCAGAUCAUGUGUUGAAAGACGCCUUGUACAGAGAAUUUAAAAAAUAUGGCGAAUUCAAUGUAAACAUUACUUACAGUGGUGAAAUGCGUGUAGCUUACAUCAAUUUUCGCUAUCCUGAGGAUGCUAGGGAAGCAAAACAUGCAAAGCAAAACAAGAUGAUACUUUUUGAAAGAAUUGUAGUUAUUGAUUCAGUUUAUCCUAAAAAGCACCACACAACACCAGGGACAAUGCCCACUUCCAACUACGGUCGUUCAAGCGAAAUGUUUAGUUACCCUAGUAGCAGCAGUAGCAGGAGAAGCUCUCCCCCAUUUCAACCAAGGAGAAACUACCACCAAAUGCGAUCUCCUGAUAUUGAUUUGCCACCACGGAAAGAAUUUACUUCAAGUUAUAGUACACCUGGGGGAGGGGGUACCAGAAGAGCCCCAAACGAAAAGUUUCCUUAUCAUCUGGAUCAUGUACCACCAGAAGAUGAUGACAAGGCAACAAGAACUCUUUUUGUCGGAAAUCUUGAUUACAACAUUACUGAUGAAGAAUUAAAAGAGGUCUUCACAAAGUAUGGGUUUCUUGAAGAAAUAGAUAUUAAGAGACCCCAGCGGGGUCAAGGUAAUGCAUAUGCAUUUAUUAAAUUCAUGAACCUUGACUAUGCACACAGAGCUAAAGUAGAGAUGUCGGGACAAUAUAUUGGUCGAUUUCAGUGUAAAAUUGGAUACGGCAAAGUAACUCCAAGUACUUGUAUUUGGGUUGGAGGAUUAGGUCCAUGGGUGACUCAUCAAAUGCUUGAGCGUGAAUUUGAUAGGUUUGGUAUAAUUGAACGGAUAGAAUGGCCACAAGGAAAAAGUUAUGCUUAUGUACUGUAUGAUAACAUAGAUGCUGCUCAGGCUGCAUGUUCAGAAAUGAGAGGGGCUCCACUUGGAGGACAAGACAGACGUUUGCGCAUUGAUUUUGCUGAUGUCAGUCACAUAACAAACACACCAAAACCUUUGGAAAUUAAAACAAAUGAAAGUGGUAGAGGGUAUCAAGGAAGCAACUGGAAGCCACCACAUGAAAGGAGAGAUGAUGCUAGAAGUAUAGAUGGUACCUUUAAAAGUUCAGACCAUCGAGAUGAUCGCCGACGUUAUGAAGACUUUGAUGUUAGAGUUCCUGAUGUACAGUACAGGAGACCGAGAACACCAGAAGGUUCAGAGGAUCGAAGACGCAGAAGAAGCUCUGAUAAAUAUGACUUGCAACUGCAAAACAGAGAUAAUAGAAAAGUGGGCAGAAAUUCGGAUGAUGACUUUGAACUAGAAGGAUGCAGACGAGAUGCCCGGAGAUUAUCAGUUGAAAAAGAGUAUUCUGAUUUGGAAGAAGUUGAGAACAUAAAUGAAAUGGUGAAAUGUCUUCCAGUGGCAUGGAAUGGUGGUAUUCUCUUAAAAAACAGUGCAUUCCCUGGAAGGAUGCAUGUUGUUAGUGGGGACGUCACAAUUGUUGAUACAUUGAUGAGAGAUCCAACAACCACUGAAACACCAAUGCUGAAAAUAAAGCAAAGGCUGCGCCUUGAUCCACCAAAAUUAGAUGAUGUAGGAAGAAGAGUAUUGGCAGCAGGUCGAAAUGGCCAUUGUAUUCUCCUAGCUAUGCCAAGUACACUCCCAAACUGGGAUGAUUCUGCUAUUCAGCAAAGACCUCUGAAGAAUUUGGUGACUUACCUUCGACAAAAGGAAGCAGCUGGAGUUAUAUCUCUUCCACCUUACGAGACAAAAGACAAAGAAAAUGUGGGAGUUCUUUAUGCUUUUCCACCAUGUUCAUUUGGGUAUGAUUUUUUACUGAAAGCAGCCCCUCGACUGCCUCAAGAACCAAUUCAAGAUGAUUACUUGAUUGUUGUUGUUAUAAGAGGAACUGUGUAAAUCAAAUAUGUAUUGUAAUGGAUGUAAUAGAACUGAUUUUUAAAUUAAAUAAUUAUUUGUUUAUAGAAAAUUUUAGAAUAUUUUUUUGUGAGACUAAUGAUUUAAGUUAUAAAUACCACCAUUUUUAAACAUUGCAUUCUUUGUAUUUAGCAGAAAACCAUAUGGCCUAAAUAACAUAUUAGGCAUUUUAUGCUUUGAGGUAAAUUCCUGAUUGAAGAUGGUGAAGUCUCAUGUUAGAUCAAGAACAAUUUGAAUUUUUUAACUUUGUGAGAUUUUCUUUUCCAUCAUGUUCAUGUGAAAUCUUUGUUGUAUGCACUGAAAGCUUAUUACUUUGUUCAUAACUUUUUUUCUUAUUGAUGAAAAAAAGUGGAAUUUUUUCAUUGACUUAAAUUACAUCAAAAAUGUGAAGAAAAAAAAAAUUAAUACAAAAAAGAUUUUAUAAUUGUCAACUUGGUACAUGUACAGUGUACUAUUGAAUGAGGACUUAUUUGGAAGAACAAGACAUUUUUAUUAAUUAAUGUAAAUAAUUGUCAAUCCUUCAACCUAUACAAUUUGUACUUCCUCACUAGUUUUAAGACAAAAAAAAAUCUUAAGUAUCUCAGGCAAAAUUUCAGAAUUUCCUUGUGACGAGCGGGUUUUUUUCUUCUUUGGUGAAGUAGGACUCUUUUUCUCUUGUAUCCGUCAACAAAAUUAUAUCAACUAAUUCUUAAUUUUUCUUAUACUAUAAGUUAUAAAAUACAUUGUACUCAAGUUUGACUAAUGUUAUUCCAAACAGUUUUAUGAAAAGUUAAUUCAUAAAAUACCAUUUUAGCAAGAUGAAUACUGUGUACAUAAAAAAGUCUUUUCAGCAUGUAUGUAAAACAUCAUAAUUUAAUUUUCUUUUUCAACUUGAAAAAUAAAUUUUCCUAAAAUGGAAAUUUUUAAUAAGAUUACUCAAUGUGAUAGUGUUUGACCUGAUGCUUUGCCUGAGAAACUACAGAUUAUUUUUUCUGGACUAAUGUAAAAUAGUAGAUUUAAAUGUCAGUAGUUUAUAAUUGUGCAAAGUAAAUUCAAUUUCAAAGUAAAUAUUUUGAUAAUUGGUCAUAAAUGUAUAUCCUCUUCCGUGCAGUUAUUUUUUUUCUUACAGUGUGAAAUUAGUAACAUGUAAACUUGCACAUUUUUGUACAUGCAGGAUCCUCGCAUAAUUGUGAUAUUAAAAAAAUAAUGAAAAAAGAAAGUGCAUAUUACUUCAAUAUUUUUUAAUUAAAAUUUAGGUGCAUCUUUGGAAUUUUUUUUAAUCAUUAGAUCUUAAUUAUGCUUUUCAAUCAAAACCUAAAUUAAUUACAUUACCAGUUUGUUGUGAAUUGUUUUCUCUACAGCAUUAUUAUUGAAGAGAAGAUUCUUUAAACAGAGAAAUCCAAGUUGAUGAGGAAAUAAAAUGUGGAUUAAGAACACUGGAAUCUGUGUAGCUUUGUGGUCCAAAAAUGUGCAAUAAGUUGACAUUUGACUUAAUACAAAAUAUCUAAUGUGAAUGAUGAGUGUGCGUUGUGAAUAGAUAACAUGUUUUUAAGUGAAAUGCAGAUCAACAGCAGGAAUGGAGAUUGGAGGAGAGGGGAUUUUUAGAAUAAUUUUGAUGAUGUUUUCAAGUGAAUUCCAAAUAAUCGGAAAUUGUGUUGGAAGAACUGAUGAGAAGUGUAACAUUUUUAGCCUAUCAACAUAUUCAGUUCAAAAUUCUUGAUCUGAAGGACACCAUGUUUUGGAAUAUAUAUCCUGUUUUGUUUAAAUCUGCAAAAUGAUGAUUUCAGUGAUGUGUUUUGUGUGAAUUUAUCUUAAACCCAUAUAGUAUAGUUGGUAGCAAGAAAUAAACCAUGUGAAAAUAAACAAAACCAUUGUUUUUCAGAUACGCUGUUGAAAAAGUGCAGAGUAGUGGUGAAAUCAGGCAUUUCAGUAUUGUUGCUAAAGUAUAUGGAAGAUUCCUAGGAAUGCAUUCUGUUUCAUUGUUAUGUGCUGUGCUUGUGGCAUUAAAAUUUAAAGUUCUAGUGUUGCAUGAAAGCUCCAAAUACACAGUUUUUGCAAUCAAAAUUCAUAAUAAUUUGUGCACAUUGCAACAAUUCUGAAGUGGAAUUCAUUAUCUUCCUUCAUGUGAUGUAGGAGAUGGAGCACAUGUUGCUUUACGUGUGUUUUGGUGCAAUAUGGUGUAAAAGUGAUGGUGAAAUAAAGAAAAAGUUGUGAACAUAAA